This is a messenger RNA of Lactuca virosa, 366 nucleotides long. The record is from the annotation of a GenBank genome assembly. Lineage: Eukaryota; Viridiplantae; Streptophyta; Magnoliopsida; Asterales; Asteraceae.
AUGGAACUCGGAAUUCAUUUAUUAAAAUUAAUAUCUGAAGCUCUUCAGCUCAACGUAGAUCACCUCAUCAAAUUGGGUUGCGCUAAAGGACUCGUAGUUCUCGGACAUUUCUACCCUCCAUGCCCGCAACCUGAGUUAGCAAUCGGCACCAACACGCAUAACGACAAUACUUUCAUCACAAUUCUUCUACAAGACCAAAUUGGGGGACUUCAAGUCCUACAUCAAAACCAUUGGAUCGAUAUUCCACCUAACCCUAAAGCUCUUGUAGUAAACGUUGGAGAUCUUUUACAGUUAAUUUCAAACGAUAAGUUUUUAGUGCACACCAUAGAGUUUUGGCAAAUAAAAUUGGCCCAAGAGUGUCAGUAG